ACACGUGACGUUCGUCAUUAUCAUCAUCCUUUUCGUUGGUGAAAUUCCUACAAUACAUUCAUUAGUGAGAACUUGGGGUGAUCUAAUAUCAAUGAUAGAUAAUCUACAGUUUUCUCUACCGUUAACAAUAGCCAUAAUAAAACUCAUCGAUAUAUGGUGGAAGAAAACAGAUCUUCUAAUGGCCAUAAAUAUGAUUGCUGAAGACUGGAUAAAGGAGAAAACCAAUAAAGAACGGUGCAUUAUGAUAAAGCAAGCACAAAACGCCAGAAUUAUCACAAUAGUCGGUUGUUGCUUUAUGUUCUUAGGCAUCUUUUUAGUCUUAGUUUUACCCUGUUUUGGAACGACUGUAAGAUAUAUUACAAAUGUCACGGAUCCAGUUAAAAUCUUACCUUUACAAACUCAUUAUAUUUAUGACAAAAAUCAAAGUCCAUAUUUCGAACUCACGUACGCCGCGCAAGUCGUUCUACUCAUAGUGUCUGCUGCAUCUUACAGCGGCAUAGAUAAUUUACUUGGAUUAUUGAUAUUUCAUUUGUGUGGUCAAAUGGAGAAUCUCAAAGAACGAAUAACCAAUAUAAAACAAUUUAAGAAUUUUAAUGGUGAUCUUGCUGUCAUCGUCGAAGAUCAUAUACGAUUAAUCAAAUUUUUUGAUAUUGUCGAAAGUACAUUUACUAUAUUAUUACUUGGUUUAUUACUAUAUUUUGGUACAUUAUUUUGUCUAUACGGAUUUUUAAUUGUUGCAAUACUAACAGAAGGAAAAGAAAUGUCAUUAUUCCGUUUGAUAUAUCUUAUAUCUGUAGUGUUAAACGUUUGCGGUCACAUGUGUCUAUAUUGCGUAGUAGGAGAAAUUUUAGUAGCCCAAUGUGAAGGAAUAUAUCGUGCAGCAUAUAAUUACGAAUGGUAUAAGCUGAAUCCUGAAGAAGCGAGAUCUUUGAUUAUAAUAAUGAUUCGAGCCAACAAAACUCUCCAUAUUACUGCUGGUAAAAUGUUUCCUAUGACACUAUCGAUGUUUUGCAAUUUAAUAAAAACAUCGGCCGGAUAUGUAUCUGUUCUACUUGCAAGACAAGGUUAAUAAAAUUCAUUUCCAAAUCUUGCCUAAGUGUUUCAUACAUUUUGUUUACGUAUUAUAUGCAUUUAGUAAAACAUUUAUUUAAAACAAGUGCAAAAAAUAGUAUAUUAUGCAAAUAAUAUAGAUUUUGCAUUUGUUUUAAAUAUAUGUUUUAUAUACAUAUAUAUAUAUUGUAUAUACACAUAACUUAUAGCAAAUCUAAUUUAUUUAAAUAAAGACGUUUUAACAACUUUACAAAUCAUUGUUUUUAAAAAUAGUAAAACCAUAUUAUAUAGACUAAUAAAUUAUAAAUAACGCACGUUUGCGAUGUAUACCACCAGUAAUGCUUCUUCACAUUCAUUUAUCAAUACAGAAUAAAAAAAUAUUAUGCUUAUAAAAAAUUACCGCUUGUAAUAUAAAACCUAGUAAUUAUUUACAUUUACAAGUUUGGAGACUCUACAUAUAAGAUAGGAUGCGUUUACUAUUCACGCUAGUUAAAUUAAAUUAAUAAAUUAGAUAUCAGUAUACGACAAAGUACACAUUAAAUAUUACCAAGUAAUUUUACAAAAAAAAAAAUUACCUAAAGAUAUCAAUUAAAUGUAAGGAAAUAGUUUGAAAUGUCUGUCAUUAAUAAAAACUGACUAUUAAAAAU
This is a messenger RNA of Solenopsis invicta (red fire ant), 1697 nucleotides long. RefSeq names its product odorant receptor 43a-like. Lineage: Eukaryota; Metazoa; Arthropoda; Insecta; Hymenoptera; Formicidae. Gene Ontology annotation, biological process: sensory perception of smell; detection of chemical stimulus involved in sensory perception of smell. Gene Ontology annotation, cellular component: plasma membrane. Bases 92 to 1069 code for a protein of 325 amino acids. The transcript is spliced from 6 exons. Gene Ontology annotation, molecular function: odorant binding; olfactory receptor activity. The record is from RefSeq and is a predicted model, not a curated record.